Molecule: messenger RNA, 598 nt
Organism: Choloepus didactylus (southern two-toed sloth)
Lineage: Eukaryota; Metazoa; Chordata; Mammalia; Pilosa; Megalonychidae
Gene: CCL5
Product: C-C motif chemokine ligand 5
Exons: 3
Coding region: 101-376 (91 amino acids)
Biological process (GO): neutrophil chemotaxis; chemokine-mediated signaling pathway; cellular response to type II interferon
Cellular component (GO): extracellular region
Molecular function (GO): CCR chemokine receptor binding; chemokine activity
Source: RefSeq, a predicted model, not a curated record
CUACUGGCCCUGACUCCCUAUAAGGGGUGGCCUGAAUCAGACUUGCACAGGAGCCUGAGACAGCACGUGAGAGUCUCCUGCAGCCUCUGCUCGCAGCACCAUGAAAGUCCCUGCAGCUGCCAUCGCUGUUCUCCUCGCCGUUGCCACCCUCUGCAUCCCUUCAUCUGCCUCCCCAUAUGCCUCGGACACCACACCCUGCUGCUUUGCCUACCUCGCCCGCCCACUGCCCCGCGCCCACCUCAAGGAGUAUUUCUACACCAGCGGCAAGUGCUCCAACCCAGCAGUCGUCUUUGUCACCCGAAAGAACCGCCAGGUGUGUGCCAACCCAGAGAAGAAAUGGGUGCGGGAGUACAUCAAUGCUUUCGAGAUGAGCUAGGAUGGACGGCACCUUGAACCUGAACUUGUGCAAACUUUCCUGUUGCUGCUUGCUCUUGUCCUAACAAGCUUGGGAGGCUACUCCCCGAAAUCCUCUACUCCCAUCCCCUCUUUGGAGGCCACAGAUUCCAAAGAACCACAAGGCAGCAGUUAUAAAAUCCUCCCCCAUCUGAAUGCUUAGGAAUGAUUAUGGUUUGCAAAUUUUCUUGGGUAUGAUAGGAAC